Molecule: messenger RNA, 988 nt
Organism: Sinocyclocheilus rhinocerous
Lineage: Eukaryota; Metazoa; Chordata; Actinopteri; Cypriniformes; Cyprinidae
Exons: 5
Coding region: 21-743 (240 amino acids)
Source: RefSeq, a predicted model, not a curated record
UACGAGAUGUAGUUCAAAAAAUGACUAAGACGGCUUGGAUUGGACUGUACAAUGACAUCAAUAGCUGGCGGUGGUCUUAUCAAAAUAAGGAAAUUGCAUUCAGCACUUGGAGCUCCGGAGAACCAAACAACUAUGGUGGAUAUGAGGCUUGUGGUGUGACGCAGGGUAGCUCAUGGAAUGAUUAUGAUUGCAAUGGUCUAUUUCCAUUUUUUUGCUUCAACGUGAAUGGAGUAAACAGGUUUGUUUUCAUCAGUAAUAUCAAGACCUGGAAGGAUGCUCAGAGCUACUGCAGACAGUAUUACACAGACCUUGUCAUCAUUCAGAAUCAAACUGAAAAUAACCAGCUGAGUGUGCUGAUGAAACCAUAUGCAAAUGCUUGGAUUGGACUCUUCAGAGACGUGUGGAAAUGGUCAGAUGAAACAAAUGUCUCCACUUCCUCCUUUACUAGACUGCCUUUACAAUCUGGGCUGCAUAGUCCUUGUGGUGUUUCAGAUCCUGGUGGUAUAAUCAGUUAUCAGGUCUGCUCAAACGUUCUCCCUUUCCUCUGCAUGCACCGUGCAAAGAAACAGAUUGUAAGACUGAGGGUCAAAUCUGGUCAGAAUCUCAAUGAUCCUGCAGUGAUGACUGUUAUCUUACAGUGGAUAAAACAGAAGCUGAAGGAAUGGGGUAUAGAAAAGGAAACAAAAGUGACAUGGAGAGUUCAGGCAAAUGGAUAUGUGUUUUCACGAGUUACACAUUUUUAAGUUUCAGCGGCAGCAGUGGUGGUCCUGGCUCAAUUUGACUCCAGCUGUGUGCUCAAAAGUGUCAACACUGUGGCAGGACAUGUAAAAGGAGUAAUUCUGUGCUGGUUGAGAAGAUCAGCAGUACAUGUAAAAUGUGUUCAUAUGAUUGAUAUAUUGUAAACUCCCUUAAAACAGUUAAAUGCAACUUUUAUUUUAAUUAUUUAAUUUGAGGUUUAUUUUAGCACAGCUGUGAUUUCAUAGUAGUG